Molecule: messenger RNA, 926 nt
Organism: Camellia sinensis
Lineage: Eukaryota; Viridiplantae; Streptophyta; Magnoliopsida; Ericales; Theaceae
Product: ethylene-responsive transcription factor ERF003
Biological process (GO): regulation of DNA-templated transcription
Molecular function (GO): DNA binding; DNA-binding transcription factor activity
Source: RefSeq, a predicted model, not a curated record
ACACUUACAAAAACCCCCCAACACAACUCUUUACUCUCACCACUCUCUCAACCUCCUCUUCUUGUGCUUCCACCACCAUCAACCUCUCUGAGACAUAUCACAAACACCUUCAUCAGUACUCCUCCAAGACCGCUCCACCCCGCGCUGCCGCCAUGGCCAGACCACAACAGCGAUACCGCGGUGUCCGCCAGAGGCACUGGGGCUCUUGGGUCUCCGAAAUUCGCCACCCCAUCCUGAAGACUAGAAUAUGGCUAGGAACAUUUGAGACAGCGGAGGCCGCGGCGAGAGCGUACGAUGAAGCUGCCAGGCUCAUGUGUGGCACGAAAACGCGUACUAAUUUCCCUUACAAUGCAGAAGAGUCUCGGUCAUCAUCGACAAAGCUUCUUUCGGCUACUUUGACAGCUAAAUUACAAAAAUGCCACAUGACAUCACUACAAAUGGCCAAAAAAAUGAUACCUAAGGAGCCUCGUGAUGUGCGAUCACCGUGUGUUGCCAGAGAUGGUGGCAUUGUGAAAAAGGAGGGGGAAAUGGGUACCGGGUUGUCGGGAAAAUGGGUAGUUAAUGAAGGUGAUCAAGUGGAGAGUAGUGCCCAACAAUUCAAGGCUCUUGAAGAUGAUCAUAUAGAGCAGAUGAUAGAGGAAUUGCUUGAUUGUGGGUCUAUUGAGCUUUGCUCUGUUGUGUCAAAUUAGGCAACAUUGUAAAAUGUAGCAUCUACUUCCAUCUGCUAAUGCCAGCCUUUUCUUCUCUCACUUCUUGUUAUAAAUCACUAUAUAUAUAUAAGUAUAUAGUACGUUGGAGUGGCUAAGAUCCAUAGAGGUGUGACCCAGAUUAUGCACUUUGUUCAUGAUCUCAAAUAGAAGGAAAAACAAGCCAAACUUUUGAGGUGUUAAAGAUGAAGGAAUUAGAAGGUUCAAUACUCCUUUACA